UUCGGAGCUAAGCUGACACUCAGCUGAGACGCUGCGUUCAUUUUGACUUGCAAGAGUGUUCCAAGUCGUCUCUUCUUCCACUUGUUCAACGCUCAACGUUCACGUCGCGUCUUGCCGCGUCGCUAAUAAAACCCAAAAAAAAAAAAACAAAUUAAUUCGGCCUUAGCUGUCAACGAGGAGCACUUUCCAUCACAACCAGGACAAUGCAGGCCGUGCACAAAACUGCACAGAGGAGCAAGUGGCUGCUGCUGCUGCUCUCAAUGCUACUCAAUGCUGCAUUGCAACCACGCGCUUUUGCCGUAAAUGCCACAGAGGAUAUUGGCAAUGUAUCGCCUUGCGAAAUGGAGUCGAUAAUAAAUCAACUCAUGAAUCCCAGCCCGGAGUAUCAGCUACACGCAUCCGCUUUACGUAACCAACUUAAGAAUCUGCUGCGAGAACGUCAACUGGCUGUGGGCGAAGAGCAACCAUUGGGCGAUUACUCUGACUACUUGGACGAGGAUAAGCGUUCGGUUGCCGCCUUAGCUGCCCAGGGAUUAUUAAAUGCACCCAAGCGUAGCCUUGCCACAUUGGCCAAGAACGGACAACUGCCCACGGCCGAGCCGGGAGAUGAUUAUGCCGAUGCCGAGUCCGGUGAGCCCAGCGAACAGAAGCGUUACAUUGGAUCCCUGGCCCGAGCUGGUGGUCUGAUGAGCUUCGGCAAACGUAAUGUGGGCACCUUGGCACGUGACUUCCAGCUGCCCAACGGAGCUGGCAAACGCAAUCUGGCAACCAUGGCCCGUCUCCAGAGUGCACCCACUUCGCAUCGGGAGCAACCCAAACGCAAUGUCGCCGCCGUGGCACGCUACAACUCGCAACAGCAUCAGAAUCAACGCAGCGCUGCCGAGAAACGUAAUCUGGGUGCUUUAAAGUCAUCCCCGGUGCAUGGAGCACAGCAGAAGCGGGACGAGGAGGAGAUGCUAUUGCCUGCUGCCGCUCCCGACUAUGCUGAUGCCAUGCAAAGCUACUGGUGGUAUCCUAGCUAUGCUGGCUACGCUGAUCUCGAUUGGAAUGAUUAUCGACGUGCCGAGAAGCGUUUCCUAGACACCUCGAAGGAUCCCGAAUUGUUUGGCAUUGAGCAUGGCAAUGAUGCUGAUGUUGCCAAUGCAGAGGACGAUGCUGAUGCUGAUGCCGUUGCCGCUGCAGAGGAGCUGGAGGAGCAACAUGAGCAGCAGACAGCGUUGCCACAGAAGCGUCACAUUGGCGCCGUAUAUCGAUCUGGCUUUCUGCCCAGUUACCGUUAUCUGCGCAGCCCCACCGGCAGCACCGGAGGUGGCUUCGACGGCGCCAGGGGACGCUUUAGUCGCUCGGGACGUGCCAGGCAAUUUGUCGAGUACUACCCCCAACACGAGCGACUGCGUCAACCAAUCGCAGCCGUUUGUAAACGAUGUUUCCUACCCAAUCGACCGAUGAUGAACUGGAGCGGUGCUGGCAUACGCGGUCGUCUGUCCAAAAUCUAUGCGGAUCCCAUUGAGUCAGCCAGUUCAUCGGCAGCGAUUGCUGCACGCCAGCGCAGCAUCUCAACAAACUCGCUGCCCAGUGGACCGGCCGCCAUCUCCCGCGGUCCCCCAUCUUAUCCACCCUUCCACUCGUGGGGCACUCCGCCGCGUAUUACAGCACUGCAACGAGGCGUCUAUCGACGCAACGGUGAGUCCAUGGACAAAUACGAAUACUAAACACAACAAGAUUUAUUAAGACAAUACUAUAUAAUCGAACUAUACAAUAACGAAACAGUAUUAUAUCACAUACAAGAUAAUGGUUAUUAACGGUUAAUUAUAGAGUAUUUUCGAUUUUCGAUUUACGAUUUACGAUUUACGACUUACGAUUUUCAAUGUACUACGAGUAGUUCUUGUCACCGUCACACACACACCUGCAGCACUCGCGGCUACACAGAGCAAAUGUGAAAUUUGAAAUGAACUUUGCGCGUAGUUUCGGUGCCACCCAAUACGUAUAGAUGCGUACCAUAAAUAUUUAUGUAUAUCUUAAUAUCAAUGUAAACUGGGUAACUGAUGUCACAGUGCAAAGCAAAAGAACGUUUAAAUAUCAAUACUUAACUAAACCAUAUCGAAACUAUAAAAAUCCUAAAACAAAACCAAAAAACAGAAACGAAAACCCAACUGCAAAUUAGUGCCAAUGCCGUUAUUUGGACACAAAGUGUUUAGCUUGAAUCCUUUUUGAAAUAUUUUCAACUCCCUACAGAUUGUUUUAUUAUAAUUAUUAUCAUUAUUAUUAUUAUCAUUAUACAUACGUGUGUAGUUCAAAAUGACAAUAAAAAUGUACCAGCGUUAUAAGUCGAAUAACGAACGAAAGUAUGUUAUGAUAUUAGUACUCGUAUAUACGAAAGAGAAUGUUGGAAGAAAAACUGCGUCAAAGACAAUAAUUAAGAAACUUUGAGAAGAUUUCAGCGAAACAGACAAUAAUUGAAUUGACAAUAAGAUAUCGAGCAGAAAAAUGUACUCAAUCAUUUUAAACAUUUCUUUGUCAUAUAACAAAAAAUAACCACAAAAAAAUAAGAGAAACAAUUAUAUAAAUCCUAAAUAAAAAAACAUAUUCAAUGUGCGUAAUUAUAAGUCUGAUGUUGUCAAUAUUUAACUUAAAUAUUUAUUUCCGAUUUCACGUAUUCCAAAUGCAAAAAAUAAAACUGAAAACAAAGAAUAAAUACUGUAUUUAGAUCUAUAUUAUAUAUAUUUUAAAAUAUAUAUAUAAUAUACAUAUUUACUUCGUUUAUCUAUACAUGUAUCUUUGCAUAAAACAAGAGGAUGCUCAACGCGAAAUGGCGCUGUAAAAUAUAGUACACACCUAACAAGAUGUUAUAUCUAUAUACAAAUUAUAUGAAAUACCUAAAAUAAUACUAACAAACAAUAUAUAUAUAUACAUACUUAUUAUCAGUUUGCUCCUAAACUACUGAAUUAU
Molecule: messenger RNA, 2949 nt
Organism: Drosophila nasuta
Lineage: Eukaryota; Metazoa; Arthropoda; Insecta; Diptera; Drosophilidae
Gene: Nplp1
Product: Neuropeptide-like precursor 1
Exons: 6
Coding region: 204-1712 (502 amino acids)
Source: RefSeq, a predicted model, not a curated record